This is a messenger RNA of Plenodomus lingam JN3, 2637 nucleotides long. NCBI's taxonomy places the organism in Eukaryota, Fungi, Ascomycota, Dothideomycetes, Pleosporales, Leptosphaeriaceae. The record is from RefSeq and is a predicted model, not a curated record.
AUGGAGCUGCAACGCAAAGAAUACCCGGCCCUGCUGACAACGCUCACCCCCGCCCAAGCCGUGAACGUCCUCAACGACCGCGUGCGGCACGUGAGCCAAUUGAACGUCCAGAUCGCCGACUGGCUGCAGGACCGGCGUCGCGUCGAGGAGCAGUACGCCCAGGCGCUGCGCAAGCUUGCCAGCAGACACCCCCCGGAUGAGUCGUCGGAUCUUGGCAUCUUUUCCACGCCAUGGAACAAAAUCGUGAGCGCAACCGAGGCGGUGGCCCAGUCGCACCAGCACCUGGCCAACAAGAUCGAGGCCGAUGUCGAACGCCCGCUGCGCGACUUUGCCACGACCAACCGCGAAGUGCAAGCCAUGGCCAACGUCUCGGGCAACCUGGCCGCAAUCGCAAAGGACAUUGACGUGGCGCAGAAGAAGGUGGCCAAAUUGAGAGACAAGGGCGCAAAGGCCAAGGCAUCGGCUGUGGGCGAGGCCGUCCAAGACGUCGAGAAGGCGGAGCUGGCAUGGGAUUCGCAAGCGCCCUACGUCUUCGAACAAUUGCAGGCCAUUGACGAAACCCGGCUGAAUCAUCUCCGCGACGUGCUCACGCAAUUCCAGACCCACGAAGUCGAUCAAGUGGAGCGCAGUCAGGCGACUGCCGCAGAAACCCUGAACACUCUGCUGAACCUCGAGACAGCGGAUGAGAUACAGACAUGGGCACUGAGGAUGCGGAGUGGGGAGCUACCACAGCCUUCGCGCAAGCUCAGCAAUGCGGCCACUCCUUCGAGAAGCCUUGCGCCGCCUUCAGCCGCACCUGCGCCAACUACAGCCGACGACGACAGAAGCCAAAAGAGUGGCUCCGUACAAGAGAAGCAUAGCUCGAACCCUCUCAAGCGAUUUGGAACGGUACUUGGCCGACGACGACAAAACGCCCAACCGUAUGGCCGAGCAUCUUCGCCUGAGCGAAAAUCAUCCUCCAACCUGGGAUCAGCAUUUAGCGGUUUUGGAAAAGGCAAGUCGAAAGAUCGGGAGGCCCUUGGUGCCUCCCCAGAGCGAGAGACGCGGCCAAUGUCACCUCUGAGACGGCUAUCUCAAACAGCUAGAUCGUCUGACAGAGCAGAUUCCCCUAGCCAUUCACGGCUACCCAGUGCAGAUUUGCCAAACGGGACCAUAAUGGAGUCUCCACUGGAAACAGAUAGACCUAGCACAACAAAUGGCACGCCCGCUGUGCAAGAGUCAAUACCCGAGCUCAGAGAACCACUUUCACCUCCGGCCAUCGCAGAGCCAAAACCUGAACCUGAGAAGGAUGCCGACGGCUUCACGGUACCGCCGUCUGCUGUAGAUGCUAUCACCGAGGCCGAGAGGGAAGCAGGAUUGGCGCAAGCUGAAAGCAACUCAGCACCACAGUUCAAACUCGAUAUCCGGAAUGCUCCGAUACAAGAAGAGGAUGAUGAUGCAGACGCAGCUACGGCGAACCUGCAAGCCGCUCAACCAAAGCGAUCGAGCACUUUACGUGGCCGUCGAGAUGUUCGCAAUACGAUCUUCGUGCCAAACCCCGCCACACCUGAGCUUCAAAGUAUAGGCGAGCUGCCUCCACCCGUGCCGUCCGCUGGGUCUGGUCCUACCUCUGUCCCGACUUCGGCAACAUUUUCUACCCCUGCUAUUCCUCCUCAGCCCACUUCUCCAGCAUUCAAGCCUCCCCACCGCUCGCUGUUGUCUGAUGAUCACGCAGCAUCGGACACGCAAUCCAUUCGGUCCGGACGAUCAUUGAGCAGCGCUGCUAGCACCACUAUCAGACAUCCAGAUCUGCAUGAACCGGGGCUAAGUGCGUCAUUGGUAGAAACCGUCAGUGCGUGGUUUGAGCAUGGCAAUGUGACGAAAGCCAUGGUCAUCGGCCAGGUCGCGCUCGCGUUUAAUCCAGUCGACAUUUCUGCAGGGCCAUUUGGCACAGAGAAUAUCAGAUUAGAGAAUUUUCCCGUUCUCGAAAAGGUUGCGCCUAACCCAGCUUUUAUUGAGCAGUCCAGCGAUAGCCCUGGUAAUUACACUGUCGAUCUGUCGAAAAUCACAAAGACAUCUGUCGCGUUCCACUACCAAUUGCACAUUGAAGAUAGCAACAUUACCACGCUUCCCCCCAUUAUUCUCUCUCCAGCCUGGAGAUCGGAGCCUACGCAAAUAUCAGCCAUCCUCAACUACUCUCUCAACCCGAAAUUCAAUCUCGGCGACGCCACCAGUAUGACUGUCCGUGGUCUUGUGCUUUUGAUUCGUCUAGAGCCUGGUUCGAAAGCCCUAUCCGCUCAAUCCAAGCCAGCAGGUACAUUCUCCCGAGAGAAGAGCCUCAUCUACUGGCGUUUAGGCGACGUGACCUUUUCCAAGGACUCGGUCGCGCAAACCAUUCGCGUCCGAUUCUUCACCGAAGGCGAAGGCAAGCCUGGAAAUGUAGAGGCGCGAUGGGAGAUUAGCGAUGAACAGUCGCUCACUCUUGGUAGUGGCCUUGGUGUCAGCAUGAGUGCGGCGACGAGUGAAGCGAAGCAGGAUGGUGAGGCGGAUCCAUUUGCGGAUAUCGACGAAAAUGCGCCGCCGGCUAGUCCGGCGGCAGGGUGGAAGCCUGUGCAUACGGUCAAGAAGAUUACUAGUGGGACGUAUCUGGGUGUGUGA